Molecule: messenger RNA, 5109 nt
Organism: Nycticebus coucang (slow loris)
Lineage: Eukaryota; Metazoa; Chordata; Mammalia; Primates; Lorisidae
Product: ATP-binding cassette sub-family C member 4-like
Exons: 33
Coding region: 604-4494 (1296 amino acids)
Biological process (GO): transmembrane transport
Cellular component (GO): plasma membrane
Molecular function (GO): ABC-type transporter activity; ATP binding; ATP hydrolysis activity
Source: RefSeq, a predicted model, not a curated record
UCUCAUGGCCAGUGGCACACUUGUGAAAGCUGCUGGACAACAAUGUAGGAGGAUGGCCUCCUUGCUUCUGGGUAGUAGCAGCUACUUGUGAGACUACUUUCAAUUCUGCUGUCCUGUUACUGGCCAAAGAGAAUGUGCCUUUGUAGCAUGACUGUUAUUUCAGAGGUUCUGGAGUCUGUAUAUUCUAACAGGAUGGAUCUGUGAGAUCAGCUGAUGCCAGAGCCAGAUUGGGGUGUUUUCACCAACUGGAGCAGCUUUAUGGACAAUGAACAAUGAAGGGCUGGAUAUGCCAUGUCAUGGCAAUGGCAUUGACACCUGGGACUUCAGGCCAGAUAGCUGAGUUGACUGCUUUAAUCAGAGCUCUUCAGUUAUCCAGAAGAGAGAAGACUGGGUAGAGGUUUGCCCUACUUGAAUAGAGAGAGUCUGAAGUUACCAGAAUCCUUCUGAAGGAAUUCAUUCCAAGAUUCCAAGUGGGAAAUCGAAGCUUCUGUACUCUGCAUCGGAAUCUUCUCUACCCAGCUGCCAACCCACCUGGCUUCCAUCAGCAGGUGGCUCAAUCCCUUGUUUAAGAUUGGUUAUAAACGGAGAUUAGAAGAAGAUGACAUGUAUUCAGUGCUUCCUGAAGAUCGCUCCAAGUACCUCGGAGAAGAGCUGCAAGGGUUCUGGGACAAAGAAGUUUUAAGAGCCGAGGAUAAUGCACAGAAGCCUUCUUUAACAAAAGCAAUCAUAAAGUGUUACUGGAAGUCCUAUUUAGUUUUGGGAAUUUUUGCAUUUAUUGAGGAAGGCAUCAGAGUAGUUCAGCCUGUAUUUUUGGGGAAAAUGAUUAAUUAUUUUGAAAAUUAUGAUCCCACGGAUACUGUGGCUUUGCACACAGCUUAUGCCUAUGCCACAGGACUGACUGUCUGCGCAGUGAUUUUGGCCAUACUGCACCACUGGUAUUUUUAUCACGUUCAUUGUGCUGGGAUGAGGAUAAGAGUAGCCAUGUGCCAUAUGAUUUAUCGGAAGGCACUUUGUCUUAGUAACACGGCCAUGGGGAGGACAACCACAGGCCAGAUAGUCAAUCUGUUGUCCAACGAUGUGAACAAGUUUGAUCAGGUCACAAUCUUUUUACACUUUCUGUGGGCAGGACCACUGCAAGCUAUCGCAGUGACUGUUCUUCUCUGGAUGGAGAUAGGAGUAUCGUGUCUUGCUGGGAUGGCAGUUCUGAUUAUUCUUCUGCCUCUGCAAAGCUGUAUCGGGAAGUUGUUCUCAUCACUGCGGAAUAAAACUGCUGCUUUCACAGAUGCCAGGAUCAGGACCAUGAAUGAAGUUAUAACUGGCAUAAGAAUAAUUAAAAUGUAUGCUUGGGAAAAGCCAUUUGCAGACCUUAUUGUCAAUUUGAGAAGAAAGGAAAUCUCUAAGAUACUGAGAAGUUCCUACCUCAGAGGGAUGAAUUUGGCAUCAUUUUUCAGUGCAAGCAAAAUUAUCGUGUUUGUGACCUUCGCCUGCUAUGUGCUCCUUGGCAACGUGAUCACGGCCAGCCAAGUGUUUGUGGCAGUGUCGCUGUAUGGAGCUUUGCGUUUGACAGUCACCCAUUUCUUCCCCUCUGCCAUUGAGAGGGCGUCAGAGUCGAUCGUCAGCAUCCGAAGAAUCCAGGACUUUCUAUUACUUGAUGAAAUAUCAAAACAUAACCCCGACCCUCUAUCAGAUGGUAAAAGAAUAGUCCACGUGCAAGAUUUUACUGCUUUUUGGGAUAAGGAGGUAGAAACCCCAACCCUACAAGGCCUUACUUUCACUGUCCGACCUGGUGAAUUGUUAGCAGUGAUUGGACCUGUGGGAGCAGGGAAGUCAUCUCUGUUGAGUGCCGUGCUUGGGGAGCUGCCCCCGAGUCAGGGGCUGGUCAGCGUGCAUGGAAGAAUUGCCUAUGUUUCUCAGCAGCCCUGGGUGUUUUCAGGAACUGUGAGAAGUAAUAUUUUAUUUGGGAAGAAAUAUGAAAGGGAACGAUACGACAAAGUCAUAAAGGCUUGUGCUCUGAAAAAGGACUUAGAGCUUCUGGAGGAUGGGGAUCUGACGGUGAUAGGAGAUAGGGGAACCACGCUGAGUGGAGGGCAGAAGGCACGUGUGAACCUUGCAAGAGCAGUGUAUCAAGACGCCGACAUCUACCUCCUGGACGAUCCCCUCAGUGCAGUAGAUGCAGAAGUUGGCAAGCAUCUGUUUGACCUGUGUAUUUGUCAAACCUUGCACGAGAAGAUCACAAUUCUGGUGACUCAUCAGUUGCAGUAUCUCAAAGCUGCAAGUCAGAUCCUGAUACUAAAAGAUGGUGAAAUGGUGCAGAAGGGGACGUACACCGAGUUUCUGACAACUGGGCUUGAUUUUGGUUCCCUUUUAAAGAAGGAAAAUGAGGAUGCUGAACAGCCCCCAGUUUUAGAGACCCCCACGCUGAGGAGUCGGACCUUCUCAGAGUCUUCGAUUUGGUCUCAGCAGUCAUCUAGACCCUCAUUGAAGGAUGGUGCUCUGGAGGGAGUUCAAGAUACUGACAAUGUACAGGCAACACUACCGGAAGAGAACCGAUUGGAAGGAAAAGUUGGUUUUACGGCCUAUAAGAAUUACUUGAAAGUUGGUGCACACUGGACGGUCAUCAUUUUCCUCAUUCUUCUAAACAUUGUAGCUCACGUUGCCUAUAUUCUCCAGGAUUGGUGGCUUUCUUACUGGGCAACCAAACAAAGUAUGCUGAACGUCACUGUAAAUGGAGGAGAAGUCGUAACUGAGAAGCUAGAUGUUAACUGGUACUUAGGAAUUUACUCAGGUUUAACCGUAGCUACCGUCCUCUUCGGCAUAGCAAGAUCUCUGUUGUCAUUCUACGUCCUUGUUAAUUCUUCACAAACAUUGCACAACAGAAUGUUUGAGUCAAUUCUGAAAGCUCCUGUAUUAUUCUUUGAUAGCAAUCCGAUAGGAAGAAUUUUAAAUCGUUUCUCCAAAGACAUCGGACAUUUGGAUGAUUUGCUGCCUAUGACAUUUUCAGAGUUCAUCCAGGUAUUUCUUCAAAUGGUUGGUGUGAUUGCCAUGUCUGUGGCCGUGAUUCCUUGGAUGGCAAUACCUUUGGUUCCUCUUGGCAUCGCUUUCAUUUUUCUUCGGCAGUAUUUCUUAGAAACAUCAAGAGAUGUCAAACGCCUGGAAUCUGCAAUGGUACUUGGUGGAAUUUUACAUUCUGAAGUCACCCUCCAUCCCACAGGCUGUUCAUCUCCUUCAGAGAGAGCACGGAGUCCGGUGUUUUCCCACCUAUCGUCUUCUCUCCAGGGGCUCUGGACCAUUCGGGCAUACAAAGCUGAAGAGAGGCUUCAGGAGCUGUUUGAUGCACAUCAGGAUUUACACUCAGAGGCUUGGUUCUUAUUUCUGACAACGUCCCGAUGGUUCGCCGUGCGUUUGGAUGCCAUCUGUACCAUUUUUGUGAUCGCUCUUGCCUUUGGCUGUCUGCUUCUGGCAAAAACUUUGGAUGCUGGGCAGGUCGGCUUGGUGUUGUCCUAUGCCCUCACCCUCCUGGUGAUGUUCCAGUGGGGCGUUAAACAAAGCGCUGAACUUGAGAAUAUGAUGAUUUCUGUGGAAAGGGUGAUUGAAUAUACAAAUCUUGAAAAAGAAGCACCUUGGGAAACCCAGAAACGCCCACCCGCAUCCUGGCCCCAUGAAGGCACCAUCACCUUUGAUAACGUUAACUUCAUGUACAGUUUAGACGGGCCUGUGGUACUCAAGCACCUGACAGCCCUCAUCAAAUCACAGGAAAAGGUUGGCAUUGUAGGAAGAACAGGAGCUGGAAAAAGUUCCCUCAUUGCAGCCCUUUUUAGAUUGUCAGAACCUGAAGGUAAAAUUUGGAUUGAUAAGAUCUUGACAACUGAGAUUGGACUUCACGAUUUAAGGAAGAAAAUGUCCAUCAUUCCUCAGGAACCUGUUUUGUUUACUGGAACAAUGAGGAAAAACCUGGAUCCCUUUAAUGAGCACACAGAUGAGGAACUCUGGAAUGCCUUAAGUGAGGUACAGCUCAAGGAAGCCAUUGAAGAUCUUCCUGGUAAAAUGGAUACUGAAUUAGCAGAAUCAGGAUCCAAUUUUAGUGUUGGACAGAGACAAUUGGUGUGCCUUGCCCGGGCAAUUCUCAGGAAGAAUCGGAUAUUGAUUAUUGACGAAGCGACAGCAAAUGUGGAUCCAAGAACCGAUGAGUUAAUACAAAAAAAAAUCCGGGAGAAGUUUGCCCAUUGCACCGUGCUGACCAUUGCGCACAGACUAAACACCAUUAUUGACAGCGACAAGAUAAUGGUUUUGGAUUCAGGAAGACUGAAAGAAUAUGAUGAGCCAUAUGUUUUGCUGCAAAAUAAAGACAGCCUAUUUUACAAGAUGGUACAACAACUGGGCAAGGCAGAAGCCGCUGCCCUCACUGAAACAGCAAAACAGGUGUACUUCAAAAGGAAUUAUUCAGAAAUUACGCAGACUGACCACUUGGGGAACACGUCCACCGGACAGCCUUAAAUAUUUUUGAGACAGCACUGUGAUUCUACCAAGAUGUCACAUCUACUCCAUUUUCUAAUAGUUUUUGCACUGUGUAAACUAUAUUGUACUUUUUAUACUCUGUCAACAAAUACUUAUACAGACAUGAUGUUAGCUCAUAUGGAUUUCCCAACGACCUUAUUCAGUAGUAUGAAGUUCUACCAAAAAAUGAUUUAUUUUUAUUUAAAUGUUAUUGUUGUGGUUAUUUUUUAAUGAGAGGUGCAGGCCACCCACAAAAGUUGUCUAUCAGGUUUUGUGCCUUAAGAGACUCCAGAGCCAAAGCUCAUCUUUAAGGAACAGGAAAAAGUUGUCACAGGUUUGGAUUUGUGUGUGUUACUGACCCCAAAUUACGUGUCAAUUUCCGUUUAUAUCAGGGAUUCUAUUUACUUGAAGACAGUAUGAAGCUGACAUUUUGUCUCACGUUUUCUUUAACAUAAGUGGGAUCCAUUAUUUCCCCCAAAGGCCUCUGGUUAGUACAGAUAAAAACAAUAGGAAAAACAAAAAAUACAUUUUUGUUUAAGUGACAUCGUAGUAGGGCGACAAAAACAAUACAAGAUUAAAGUAUACAAGGACAAUAUUUGGUCAUAUGUUCUUAAA